AUGUUCUCCCCCUCCAAGUUCAUGUCGCAGUUCCUGGUCAUUGCGAUCACUUGCCAACUCGUCUUGUUUUUUGAUGGGAUUUUUAGAAAUAAUACAGAGCCUGCCAGCAACAUUUCGGCCUUGAUAAAUAUCAAGCCCGUUUUGAUUUUCGGGCCUCCAGGAAAUCAGAUCAACCUGUGGUCGCAUACAUACUACUCCAGCGACUCCCCAAAUCGGUCUUUGCUUGGCGAAGAUAGCGAAUCUUCUCCAGAAAAAGAUGCUUUCAUGAAUUUUAAGGAAAGCUUAAAGGAAAUCCUCAAACAGAAGAGGCUUUCUCUCGCAAAUCCAAUGACACCCCCAACUGGCGGGGUUCUUUCAUUUUUGCCUGUCCAGCUUUCCGCCCCCGCUCCAUAUGAUAUAUACAUCAUCCUUUAUACUCUUUUCCUUGCCUUUGUCGCUACUAUGAUCUUUUCGGUGGUCGCCAAAAUGUGUUCCAUCGGCCAGGCUAACAUUUUGGCGAUCUUUUUUACUUUUCUUGCCAUGUGCUUCUUUUUAAUCCUUUGGAUUGGGAUUUUAUCUGUGGUGUAUUUCUGGAUCAUGUUUGAUGUUCGCACUGUUGAUCGGGGUGUUCUCGCCCCUGAUUCCUAA
Molecule: messenger RNA, 627 nt
Organism: Mitosporidium daphniae
Lineage: Eukaryota; Fungi; Microsporidia
Exons: 2
Coding region: 1-627 (208 amino acids)
Source: RefSeq, a predicted model, not a curated record